GCGGAGUGAGUAAAGAUGGGUCGGAAAUUAAGCAGGCGCCUCAGCUCCCCGCAUUGGCGGGCUCGGCCACGGCUCAUCCCAUCGCUUCCCACAGCAAAGUUCACUACCCCGAGCAUGGCCAGGGCGCUCGGGCGGUUCGGCCCGCUCUGGGCGGGGGGCAGCAGGCGACACCCCGGGAGCGCUACACUUACACAGCAGGAAUUGAAAAGCUCUUUCUCCGUGCAAGCAAAAAUGCCUCCUUGUGACUUUUCACCCGAAGAAUAUGAGUCCUAUUCCUAUGAGCGUAUGCUGAAGAUCCGCAAACAGAAUCUGUCUCCAUCACUGCAAAUGUACUACAAGAAACCACUGCUGCUACAUCAGGGACAUAUGCAGUGGCUGUUUGAUUAUGAGGGACGAAGGUACCUUGAUCUCUUUGCUGGAAUUGUUACUGUCAGUGUUGGUCACUGUCACCCGAAGGUAACUGCAGCUGCCCAAAAACAGCUUGGUCGUCUGUGGCAUACAACCAACAUCUACAUGCAUCCAUCAAUCCAGGAAUAUGUGGAAAAACUAACAGCACUUCUCCCUGAUCCACUUAAGGUGGUUUACCUGACUAACAGUGGGUCAGAAGCCAAUGAUUUGGCUAUGUUCAUGGCAAGGGUUUAUACUCGUAACUUUGACCUCAUCUGUUUCAGAGGAGGAUACCACGGAGCCAGUCCAUACGCACUGGGCUUGACGUCCAUUGGCUCUUAUAAGCAUGGUGUCGCCAAUGGGUUUGGCUGCCAAACAACAAUGUUACCAGAUGUUUUUCGUGGUCCUUGGGGAGGAAGCCAUUGCCGAGAUUCUCUGGUGCAAACUAUUCGGAAAUGCAGCUGUUCUCAAGGCUGUUGUGAAGCAAACGACCGGUACAUUGAACAGUUCAAAGAUACUCUGAGUACUUGUGUGCCAAAGGCAAUAGCUGGGUUUAUCGCUGAGCCAAUUCAGGGUGUUAAUGGAGCCAUUCAGUAUCCUAAAAGAUUUCUAAAGGAAGCUUUUCAGCUAGUGCGUGAAAGAGGAGGUGUCUGUAUUGCAGAUGAAGUCCAGACAGGGUUUGGACGAACUGGCAGCCAUUUCUGGGGAUUUCAAACACAUGGUGUAGUCCCUGACAUUGUUACCAUGGCAAAAGGAAUUGGUAAUGGCUUUCCAAUGGCAGCUGUUGUAACCACACCAGAGAUUGCAAAUUCCUUGGCUCAGAACCUUCAUUUUAACACAUUUGGAGGAAACCCUAUGGCCUGUGUAGUUGGAGCUGCAGUUCUUGAUGCUAUUGCAGAAGAUGGUCUACAAAAGAACAGUGAAGAAGUGGGGGCUUACAUGCUAUUGGAGUUUGCUAAACUGAGAGAGAAGUUUGAGAUCAUUGGAGAUGUCCGUGGCAGAGGCCUUAUGAUUGGGAUAGAAAUGGUGAAGAAUAAGGACAGUCGUCAACCUCUUCCAGAUGAAGAGAUGAGUCCGAUCUGGGAAGAUUGCAAAGACAUGGGAGUAUUGAUUGGCAGGGGUGGAAUUUAUAAUCAGACAUUUAGAGUUAAACCUCCACUGUGCAUUACUAAACAAGAUGCAGCCUUUGCAGUGGAAGUAUUUCAUGCUGCACUAAUGAGACAUUUGGAAAGAACAGCUGCAAAUUAGUCUCUGAACAAUCUUUCUCCUUACAGAGGAUGUUUGGUAACAGUUGAGACUCGCCCUCCAAGCCCUAAAAUCUUGCUACAACUACAGCUGGCAAAAAAUUUAUAGUAUGAAGAGAAGAUUGAUCUAAUUUUCCUAAACAUGCAACUCUUAAGAAUUUAAAUGUGAAAGAUUACCUUGACUCAGUUUGCUAUACCUGCAAGAAAUCAGUCUUAGUGUAAUGUUAAGAAAACAAUACCUAUUAACACAAAUCAAACGUUUUAAAAUUAGGCAGUGCUGUCUACCUAGUCUGAGACUAGGUUUCCUGCGCGUCACAGCAGCAAGUGAGAUUGGCUCGUGUAUUAAGGCUCGCACUACAUGAAAGGGCAUGCUGAAUAGUACAGCCUUUACAAUUAUAUCAUAUCAGGGAUAGUUCUUCCUUUCUUUAUGCCUGGCUGGUUUGCUCUUAGUAGCUGAAAUUCUGGAUGUAGUUUCUACAGUGACAGAGGGAGUGCUCUGUGUAAUCUUGCUCCAGUGACAUUUGCUUAGUAGCUAGUGCACUUCCUAACCAAGACGGGAGACCCCAUCACAGGACAAAAUACUUCGCUCCUGAAAAACACUUAGUGGAAAACUAUGCUACUAUUACACUCAUCAUAGGAAGUGAGGGGGAGGAGUGAAAUUCCUCCAGGGCAGAGUGGCAGGUGAAAGCUCUUCAAGCAGGGCCUUAGUGAAGGAAAGUUGUAUGCGUAGCCUGUAACAUGAGGAUGGAUUUUGUUUAGUAGUUAUAGAGGAAGAUACUUACUUAUUAAAAAAAAAAAGUGUAUAAUCAUUCUUCGGUGGGUUCUAAUCCAGUCUCCUGCCCACCCUCAACAGUGAUCUUUUCUCCUUUGACUGGUAGCAGCUCUCCCUCUUCACUCAAUACCAUCCCAGGCUGCUGACACAAGGUGCUAUGUUCCCCUCCUGUCAGCAGUAGAGAGCUCAUGGAUGUUAAAUAACCUUUUUUCCCUGUUCAGGUUAAAGACAGGAUUAACAAUUCAGCUGUUAAGUAUAAAUUACAACUAAUUAUUGUCAAUUCAGUUUACACAUGAGUUAAUUUCUUGGUCCAAUAAAAGGUAUCACACACUG
Messenger RNA from Malaclemys terrapin pileata, 2736 nucleotides. RefSeq names its product alanine--glyoxylate aminotransferase 2 (gene AGXT2). The transcript is spliced from 14 exons. Lineage: Eukaryota; Metazoa; Chordata; Testudines; Emydidae. Gene Ontology annotation, molecular function: pyridoxal phosphate binding; L-alanine:glyoxylate transaminase activity. Gene Ontology annotation, biological process: glyoxylate catabolic process. Bases 16 to 1635 code for a protein of 539 amino acids. Gene Ontology annotation, cellular component: mitochondrion. The record is from RefSeq and is a predicted model, not a curated record.